UGCAAAUCUUCGCUGUUUUUAGAACAAACUUGACAACUUGAGCUCUACCAACAGGCUCGUCAGUUUCCGUUUUUUCGAUUUUCGUUGCGCUGAUCGUUUUCGCAGUUUGACUGCAGAUUAGCACUUUAAAAUUUGUAAAUUGUAAUCUUUGUUUUUUUCCUUAAGCUGAUCAUGUUGAUUGCGAGUUUAUAACCUGAAGUGCGUCGUGCGGAUAAUCUGUCAGCAUGUCGUCGCUGAAACGUCCUCUUUCCAAACGCGAGCAGGAGGAUCUGAAGAAGAAGGAUGACCUUAAGCGUUCAGCGGAGGUUUUCUCCGAGUUCGUGCAGGCUUUUGAGAAGACAACCGAUCCGACGAAAAAUUUCACCACAUUUGUACGCGGAGGCGUUGUACUUCCCGGUAAAGGCGAAGAAAGUCAUGCGGGCAGUGCCUCAGAUAAAAUCUACAAUCUCAAACCCAAAACAUCGCGUCAUCGUUCGCGUUCUCGUUCGCGCAGUCGUGAGCGUUCCCCACCCAGCCAUCACCAUCACACACCCGCUUCGUCCUCCUCCUCCAAAGCCGCCGCCUUACUGAAAAAAGGCAAAGACAAGAAGAAAUCCAAUUUGGAGAUCUUCAAAGAGGAGCUGAAGCAGAUCCAGCAGGAGCGCGAAGAACGCAAACGCCUCAAGGAUCAGAUCGCCAAGAUCGAAUCGAAGCUCGGCACCACCGUCUCCCUGCCGCCGUCGCAGCAUGCCGCCUUCCUGGAUGAUGAUCUGCGGGUGUUCGACGGGACGUACGAUCUGAGCGGGGACUCCAGUUCCACCAAUCUGUACAUGGGGAAUAUCGCGCCUAAUAUCACGGAGGAGCAGUUGUGUGAUAUUUUCGGACGCUACGGACCGAUUGCCAGUGUGAAGAUUAUGUAUCCCCGCGGGGAGGAUCGGGAAGAAGUACGAGCAGGCCGCUCCACGUUGUGUGGCUUCGUGGCGUUCAUGUGCCGCGUGGACGCUGAACGGGCUCUGAUGUAUCUCCGGGGAAAGGACGUGAUGGGAUUUGAAAUGCGAUUAGGCUGGGGUAAAGCCGUCAAUAUUCCCACGUUUCCCAUUUAUGUUCCCCCGGGACUGGCUGAACUACUGGAGCCGCCGCCGCAUUCAGGUCUUCCGUUUAAUGCCCAGCCCACACCGGAAGACGACGCCCGUCUGCCCCUGGACGAGGACGGGCCACCCUUACCCCCCGCCGAACUAGAAGAGAUCCUAUCGCGCAGCACCGUCAAAGUAUGGCAGCCGCAGGACCGCAGCCUGCUGGGCAUCAUCCACCGCGUCAUCGAGUUCAUCGUCCGCGAAGGGCCCAUCUUCGAGGCCAUGCUGAUGCAGCGGGAGAAGGGCAACCCCAUGUACCGCUUCCUCUUCGACAACCGCUGCAACGAGCACGUGUACUAUCGCUGGAAGCUCUUCUCCAUCCUGCAAGGCGACACGCCGACGCAGUGGCGGACGAAGGAGUUUCGCAUGUUCGAGGGCGGCCCCAUGUGGAUGCCGCCGCCGUUGAACCCGUACACGGCCGGGAUGCCGGAGCAUCUCGUGCGGCAUGAGGGCGAGGAGCGGUAUGUCAAGGAGAACGAGGGACGACGGAAGAAGCCCGUGGUGGAGGAGGCUGUGCCGGUGAAGACGGGCAUGAGUGACGAGGAGCAGACGUUGUUGGAUAAGAUUCUGGAUGGAUUGGAGCCAUCGCGGGAUAGCAUCGCCGACGCCAUGGUGUUCUGUAUUGACCACGCCGAGCACGCGGAGACGGUGAUCGGGAAAAUCCGAAAUUCUCUCGGGCAUCCUGAUGACCUGCCCAUGAAGAAGGUGGCCAAGUUGUUUCUGAUAUCCGACAUCCUCCACAACUGCAGCAGUGUCCACGUGCAGAACGCCUGGUACUAUAGGAAUGGAUUUGAACACAAAUUUCCUUACAUCUUUACGCAAUUGAAGAAGUCCCAUAGAAGCAUUGAAGGACGCCUGAAAGCCGAGCAGUAUAAGCAACGCGUGAUGAACUGCUUCCGCGCAUGGGAAGACUGGGCGCUGUAUCCGCCCAAAUAUCUGAUCAAACUGCAGAACGUCUUCCUGGGUCUGGAGCCCGGUGAUGGGUCGGAUGUGGAGGAGGGCAGCGGCAUCGACGGCAAGCCACUGCCGCCGGAACCCGUCAAUCUGACCGCCGUACCGCCGCCCAGUCUGGUGCCCAGCUACAUGGAUGCCGAUGUGGACGGUGUGCCCAUUGAUGAAGAUGUCGACGGAGCGCCGUUGGAAGAGCCGGCAGCCGCCGACACCAAGCCGGCCCCGGUGGCUUUCGCCCCGUCGAGAUGGGAGACUGUGGAUCCCGAGCAAGUGAAAGCCCAGGCCAUCACGACGAGCAAAUGGGAUCUUGUGGAAGGAGCCGAUGGUGCACCGAAGGAAUCCGAAUCAUCUAAAGCCAUUCAGGCGAAGAAACUGGACGACGAAGUCAGAGAAAAACUGCGAGAAAUUGAGAUGCGCGUGAUGACCUACCAGGACGAGCUGGAGAGCGGCAAAAGGAAACGCACCGCUGGCGAGUCGAUGAGCAGCCAGGUGGAGAAGUACCGCAAAUCCCUGAUGAGCAGCGCCUCCACCGGGAAGGACACCGGCAGCAGCAGCAGUCGGCACCGCGAGAAACGCACCUCCCGCUCGCCACCGCGCAGCAAACGCUCCCGCUCGCGAUCCCCGCCUCCCGGUUCGUCGAGAACGCGCGAACCCGACCGCAAGCAUGGCAGCGCCACCGCGACGAGCACUUCCAACCGGGAUCGGAGGGAUUCGCGGGGCGCCGAGCGACGGAGUCGGUCCCGAGACCGCGAUCGUCGACAUCGCUGAGAGUGUGAAUGGUGGAUGGAGGGAGAUUGUUUUCUUGGGGGUUAGGACGAUGUUUUCAAUUUGUAUGGAUUUUUUUGGGUUUCUAUGUUCUUGCUGUGUGUUGAUUGGGAGUUUUCCAUGUUCUGGAUUUGUUGUGUGCCGCAAUUUGCUGAAUGUUUUCAUGUUAAUGCAGUCGUAACCGUUUAUUGUCAUUUAGUUUGAUCAGUCUGGUGGGAAUUUACCAACUCGAAGUACUGUUGUUUUGGUCAUGUAAAAACACCGGAAGUCUG
Molecule: messenger RNA, 3100 nt
Organism: Paramacrobiotus metropolitanus
Lineage: Eukaryota; Metazoa; Tardigrada; Eutardigrada; Parachela; Macrobiotidae
Product: U2 snRNP-associated SURP motif-containing protein-like
Exons: 12
Coding region: 225-2831 (868 amino acids)
Biological process (GO): RNA processing
Cellular component (GO): nucleus
Molecular function (GO): RNA binding
Source: RefSeq, a predicted model, not a curated record